AUGGAUGUCAUCUUUGAGCCCCAAAGAGGCAGGCCAUUCUCUAUUGAAGUUGGUUUCUUUGACACAGUCUUAGAAAUCAAAGAAAAAAUACACAAAUACCAAGGCAUACCUGUGCAAAGACAAACCCUAGUCUUCAAUGGCCAUGUUCUUCAAGACGACCGUGAUGUUGAGUACUGUGAAAUCCUCCAAAACUCUCACAUUCAACUCUUCGUUGCUCCCGAUCAAUCUGAUAAACCCCAACCACAGCCUCAUUCUCAGCCUCAGCCUCAGCCACCACAGUCACUGCCUCAACCUCAACUAGUCAAGAAUGAACAAGCCUCACCCUCCAAAAAGAUUCAUCUCAGAAUUAACAUUCCAUCCUCCAAAACGCUUGUGCAUCUCCCUCUUGACAUGGAUAUCAAUGAUACAAUUCUACAUUUAAAGGAAAAGAUACAUGAUGUGGAGCCCAUUCCGGUCAACAGGUUAGUAGUUCAAUCAAGUGGUGCAGAAUUGCAGGAUCAUCGAUCGUUAUGUGAUUGUGAAUUGAUGGAUAAUUCGGAGGUAGAUGUAAAUGUAAGGCCAUCGCCUACAGCUUCAGGAGGGACAGGAACAACCGGGUCUAAGAAGUUGAAGUUAAUGGUUUUACCUAAAUGCGGGACUAAAAAGAUUCCAGUGGAAGUGAAUGCAACUGAUAAUGUUGGAGAGCUGAGAAAAGAGCUGCAAAAAUUACAUCAAAGAUUUCAUUUUCAUCUUCCACAAGAUGGGUAUUUCUUUAUUUACAAACAGAACGUGAUGGACGAUGAUAGGUCAUUUCGGUGGCACCAUGUUGGCCAAGGUGAUACUAUUGAGAUUUUUAAUGGAAGUGUUACUGGGGGAUCGUAA
This is a messenger RNA of Pistacia vera, 861 nucleotides long. RefSeq names its product ubiquitin domain-containing protein 7SL RNA1-like. Gene Ontology annotation, molecular function: polyubiquitin modification-dependent protein binding; proteasome binding; ubiquitin binding. Gene Ontology annotation, cellular component: nucleoplasm; cytosol. Bases 1 to 861 code for a protein of 286 amino acids. Lineage: Eukaryota; Viridiplantae; Streptophyta; Magnoliopsida; Sapindales; Anacardiaceae. The transcript has a single exon. Gene Ontology annotation, biological process: proteasome-mediated ubiquitin-dependent protein catabolic process. The record is from RefSeq and is a predicted model, not a curated record.